Messenger RNA from Homo sapiens (human), 1031 nucleotides. It is a transcript of the gene ECSCR, whose product is annotated as endothelial cell surface expressed chemotaxis and apoptosis regulator. NCBI's taxonomy places the organism in Eukaryota, Metazoa, Chordata, Mammalia, Primates, Hominidae. The transcript is spliced from 10 exons. The record is from RefSeq and is marked reviewed. The coding region runs from base 74 to 691 and encodes 205 amino acids. Gene Ontology annotation, cellular component: cytoplasm; plasma membrane.
ACUCCCUCUCUCUUCUCCACUAUGGACAGAGCCUCCACUGAGCUGCUGCCUGCCCGCCACAUACCCAGCUGACAUGGGCACCGCAGGAGCCAUGCAGCUGUGCUGGGUGAUCCUGGGCUUCCUCCUGUUCCGAGGCCACAACUCCCAGCCCACAAUGACCCAGACCUCUAGCUCUCAGGGAGGCCUUGGCGGUCUAAGUCUGACCACAGAGCCAGUUUCUUCCAACCCAGGAUACAUCCCUUCCUCAGAGGCUAACAGGCCAAGCCAUCUGUCCAGCACUGGUACCCCAGGCGCAGGUGUCCCCAGCAGUGGAAGAGACGGAGGCACAAGCAGAGACACAUUUCAAACUGUUCCCCCCAAUUCAACCACCAUGAGCCUGAGCAUGAGGGAAGAUGCGACCAUCCUGCCCAGCCCCACGUCAGAGACUGUGCUCACUGUGGCUGCAUUUGGUGUUAUCAGCUUCAUUGUCAUCCUGGUGGUUGUGGUGAUCAUCCUAGUUGGUGUGGUCAGCCUGAGGUUCAAGUGUCGGAAGAGCAAGGAGUCUGAAGAUCCCCAGAAACCUGGGAGUUCAGGGCUGUCUGAAAGCUGCUCCACAGCCAAUGGAGAGAAAGACAGCAUCACCCUUAUCUCCAUGAAGAACAUCAACAUGAAUAAUGGCAAACAAAGUCUCUCAGCAGAGAAGGUUCUUUAAAAGCAACUUUGGGUCCCCAUGAGUCCAAGGAUGAUGCAGCUGCCCUGUGACUACAAGGAGGAAGAGAUGGAAUUAGUAGAGGCAAUGAACCACAUGUAAAUUAUUUUAUUGUUUCAUGUCUGCUUCUAGAUCUAAAGGACACUAGCAUUGCCCCAGAUCUGGGAGCAAGCUACCAACAGGGGAGACUCUUUCCUGUAUGGACAGCUGCUGUGGAAAUACUGCCUGCUUCUCCCACCUCCUCAGAGCCACAGGAAAGAGGAGGUGACAGAGAGAGAGCAAGGAAAGUGAUGAGGUGGAUUGAUACUUUCUACUUUGCAUUAAAAUUAUUUUCUAGCCUGCA